Molecule: messenger RNA, 3718 nt
Organism: Prosopis cineraria
Lineage: Eukaryota; Viridiplantae; Streptophyta; Magnoliopsida; Fabales; Fabaceae
Product: disease resistance protein RUN1-like
Exons: 8
Coding region: 232-3552 (1106 amino acids)
Biological process (GO): defense response; signal transduction
Molecular function (GO): protein binding; ADP binding
Source: RefSeq, a predicted model, not a curated record
AAGUCAUUGACGGGCAAAACAGGUCUUGGCUUGGGUCUCGUCUAUAGCUGUACAUCUCUCUGGUUUCUCUCCACAGCUUGUAGUUCAGUGACGUCAAAUCACAGCACUGAGUAUGAAGUAGUAAAGAGGAAACUCAGAUCUCUGAUCUAUUCAACAACAUUCAUAGCUGGGCUGCAUCCAUCCAGCAUUAUCUCAAAUUUGGACACAACCACCAAGAAAUUCAAACCUGCAAUGGCGAACACUGUCUUGGAAGAAUCUUCCUCAACCUCUGGUGCUUCUAAUUCAACUCUAACUUGGAAAUAUGACGUUUUUCUGAGUUUUAGAGGAGAAGAUUCUCGCUUGAAGUUUACUGAUCACUUGUAUCAUGCUCUUACUAGAAGUGGGAUCAGAACUUUUAGAGAUGAUGAAGGACUUGAGAGAGGAGAAGUUAUAUCAGCACAGCUCAUUCAAGCAAUUAAGGAUUCUCGCUGCGCAGUUGUGGUUCUCUCUCAAAAUUAUGCAGAUUCCAAAUGGUGUUUGGACGAACUACAACAAAUUCUUGCAAGCAUGAACGAAAUGGGUCGACGAGUUUUUCCAAUCUUCUAUGAUGUAGAUCCAUCUGAUGUAAGAAAUCAAAGAAAAAGAUUCGGAGAAGCUCUGGCCAAUCAUGAAAAAAGACACAGAGGAAACAUGGACACAGUGCAGAUUUGGAAAAACUCUUUAUCUGAAAUUGGAAACAUAUCUGGUUGGGACACCAGAAGUCGGCCCGAAGCGCACCUUAUCGAUGAAGUAGUGGGAGCAAUAUGGAAAUAUUUAUGCUCCCAAUUACCAUCUUAUGAUGAUAAUCUGGUUGGCACAAAGCGAAGAAUGGUUGAUCUAAUGUCAUGCUUGGAGAUUGGGUUGGAUGACAUUUACUUUGUUGGGAUAUGGGGUAUGGGUGGUGUCGGCAAAACAACUCUUGCAAGAGUUGUUUAUGAACAAAUCUCUGACAGAUUUGAAAUGUAUUGCUUUCUUGCCAAUGUUAGAGAAACUUUGCAAACAAAAGGCCUAGUCUCUUUGCAGAAAAGACUUCUUUCUUAUCUUGGCAUAAACAAGAAAAUUCAUGAUGAUUAUGAAGGAAUGAAGAUGAUAAGAAAGCUUUUUUGCAAUAAAAAGGUUCUUCUUGUCCUUGAUGAUUUAGAUGAUACUAGUCAAUUAGAGAAGUUGGUUGAAAGUUCAAAUUGGUUUGGUAAAGGAAGCAGAAUAAUUAUCACAACAAGAAAUAAGCAUGUGCUCACUUCAUGUGGAGGGAAAAUAUAUGAGAUGAAAGCCAUGGAGAAAGUUGAGUCUCUUCAACUUUUUUCUAAGAAAGCAUUUAACAAAGAUCAUCCUGAAGAAGGUUAUUGGAAGUUAUCUAAAUCUGUGGUUGCAUAUGCAGCAGGUCUUCCUUUAGCACUUAAAGUUCUAGGUUCUUUUCUUUGCGGAAGAAGUAAAGAUGAAUGGAUCGAUACUUUGGAUAGGUUGAAGAAAAUUCUAGAUAUUAAUAUUCUUAAAAUACUUAAAAUAAGUUAUGAUGGAUUAAAUGAGAUAGAAAAGACAAUAUUUUUAGAUAUUGCUUGUUUUUUUAGGGGUUGGAGAAAAGAUGAAGUGGCCCAAGUUUUGAAAGGUUGUGAUCUAAACCCAACAAUUGGAAUAGAAGUCUUGUUUGAAAAAACUUUACCAGUUGAAACGGAAGAUUUUUUGGGAUAUUCUACUUUAGAGAUACAUGAUUUACUUGAAGAGUUGGGUAAGGACAUUAUUCGUGAAGAAUCUCCCAACGUUGGCAACCGUAGCAGGUUGUGGAAGUUAGAGGACAUUAAAGAAGUAUUGGAAAAUAACAUGGGAUCAGAAGCAACACAAGUUAUUGUUAUGCGAGGAUUUUAUGGGAACUUACAUAAAAGAAAAGUACACCCUGAGGCCUUUUCAAAGAUGAAUAAUAUUAGAUUGCUCAUAAUGAAUGCAGCCGAUUGUGAACUCAUCUUACCAAGGGAAUUGAAACUUUCUAGUGCAUUGAAAGUUGUUCAUUGGCCGCAAUUUCCUCUUGAAACUCUCCCACUUCCCUUGGAUAAACUUGUUCAUAUUAAAAUGCAGCAAAGCAAAAUAAAACACCUUUGGAAUGGUAGACAGCCUAUGGAAAAGUUGAAAUGUAUUGAUCUAAGCAAUUCUUUCAAUUUGAUUGAAACUCCGGACUUCUCAAGAGUUCCAAAUUUAGAACAUUUAAAUCUUUAUUCCUGUCAAUCCCUUGUCAUGGUUCAUCGCUCACUUGGAGAGUUGAAAAGGCUAGUUGAGGUGAACUUGAGUGAGUGUAGCAAUCUUGAAAUCCUACCAAGAAAAUGGGAAACAAAUUCUUUAGAAAAGUUAGAUCUAAGUAGGUGUGGAAAAGUUGCAAUGUUCCCAGAGUUUGGGGAAGGCAUGAAGAAACUAUCAUAUCUUGAUGUGAGUGGUACUGCUAUAACUACAUUUCCAGAGUCACUUGAUUCAUUGACAGGUCUUGGAUAUUUGAAAUUGAGUGGCUGCUACAAGUCAGUGAAGACUAGUCCUGUGAAUCACCAAAUUUUUUGCUUGAAUCUUACGUUGUUAACAGAGUUAUAUUUACUAUGUUGUGGCUUAAAUGAGGGAUCAAUUCCUGAUAAUAUUAGUGGUUUAUCAUCACUCAUUGUAUUGGAUCUAAGAGGAAAUGAUUUUGUUAAUCUGCCCACGGGUUGUUUCUCUGGUCUCUUUCGACUUCUCUAUCUUUUUUUGGAUGAUUGCAAAAGGCUCAAGUCAUUGCCAAGGCUUCCACUACAGUUGAUUCGGUUAAGUGCAGUUGGUUGUGAUUCAAUGGAACCUUUAUCAGGUCGACAGCAAUGGAAUUUGGUUGCUUCACAUGACCAUGAGUAUCGUCGGCAAAUUGAAUAUGUAAAUUCUGAUCAUGAGAGGCAUGAUAGUUAUUUUGUUCCACCGUUGAUGUUCAAGCAUGUUAAGUCAGAAUGUCUGCCCCAAAGAGAUUUUGUUGCAACUAUACCAGCUGGAUGCAAAUUACCAUCAUGUUGUACAAGUAAAGAAUAUCAUCUUUUGGAUGAGUACAGACGAGAAUGUGAGAUAAAAGUGGACAUACCUCUAUAUCUCCGUGAAAGUGAAUGGUUUGGAAUUGUAGUAUGCCUCCAUGUCUCAGGUGAGAGUGGUGUGAUUUGGUGGGGUAGUAAGGCUGCUGCAGGAGAUGAUUAUAUAUGCAAAGAGUGGGCACAUGAUAUUGAUAUUUGGGAAUCUUAUAAGACUCCUUCUCAUCUGUGCAUAUUAAUGGUGUUGGAAUUAAAUGAGAAAACAUGUUGGCAACAUCUGACACCUCAUAACAAUUCCCUUCACAUUUUACUUUCUACUUUCCAAAGUUCUAACAUUGAAAUAUUGGGAUGUGGGUGGAGAGUGAUAUGUAAAGAAGAGAUGCAAGUGAAUCUCAUCCGACCACCACUACUUCCUACUCCUCAUCAGGUCAAGCUUUCACCAACACUUCAUCAAGUAGUUGCAAAAGUUUGGGGAGAAGAGAGAAAAGAGGUACCCAAUCUGCACAAGUGGUGAAAACGAACAAAUUUCUCAAGAGAAGGUGAUGAAAUGACGAUGUGGUUUUUCAUAUAUAGCAUUAUGUAUUCAGUUAUCAAGUAGGAUUAACUCAAAUGAUGAGUAGCUUUCUGACUGAGAAGAAUGAACAAGACAAAAUGUACUUUGCCUUCUCUUUCACUUUUUU